GGAAUGGCUCCAAAAUCUUCCCGGUAUUUCGUCGAGCACCUGCUCUGCUACCGUCUUCUCCGUCAACAUCGCGCGCCGGCGCCGCCCACCUCAGCUCCAACUCCUCCACAACUGGCCAAUGCAACGCCGCCAUCGGGGGCCGCCUCGACUCCGGAUUCCCCGCGGCGGCCGUAUCCACCUUCGCCGCGAUGCUCCGCGCCGGCGCACGCCCGGACGGCUACACGCUCCCGCUCCUCAACCGCGCCGCAGCCUCCCUCCCCGCCAGCCGCGGCGAGGCCGAGCUCGUCGGCGCCGCCCACGCCGUCGGCGUCAGGGCGGAGUUCGCCGCCAACGUCUACUUCUGCAACACGCUGGUGGAUGCCUACGCGCGGCGCGGGGAUGGUCGCGUGCGCCAGGAAGCUGUUCGACGAAAUGCCCACGCGCGACGUGGUUUCUUGGACGUCGCUGGUCUCUUCGCAUGCCGGUGUCUGGGACGUCCGGGAGGUGUCCCGGGUGUUGUACUACAUGCGGCUGGACGGCUGCCAGCCAAGCGCCGUGACUCUCGCCGUGGUGCUCCGCGUGUGCACGGCCAAAUAGAACGUCGGCGGCGGGGGGCAGCUGCACUGCUACGCGGUGAAGAUCUUGACGCACUUGUGCAGGAUGGCAGCCUCGGACGACGCGGUGGCGCUGUUCCAGCAGUCUCCGAGAAGAGAUGCAAUUUCUUGGAACAUUAUGAUCUCAGAGUAUUCUUCGGAAGGGAACAUUUCCAAAGUUGCCGAAAUGUAUCAAAGGAUGAGAAGAGAGGAGGUGUGUCCUAGCUGCCAGACCUUAACCACAGUAGUUGCUGCAUUCGCCAAGUGCAAGUGUCUCCGAGAAGGUGAGAAACUGCAUUCUUUCGCUUUUAGGAGCUGUCUCAGCGAUGCAAUUUUGGUGGAGUCCUUUGUUGAUUUUUAUGCCAAAAUGCGACAGAUUAGAUUGAUCAGUUCAGUCAUUUGAAGAAUUCAGCGACACAGGCAGUUGCAUAUGGUCAGCCAUGAAUUGGAGCUUUAUUUGCUGUUGGCAGUUUAUAGAAGUAAUACAUUUGUUUGGGCGAAUGUUAAAUUCUACAUUUGUUCCAGUGCGUUGAGCUGCAAGGAUUAGUCAUCAGUUACAGAGAACUUGGUGCACUACGGCUAGGUAAAGCAACUCAUGGGUACAUGAUAAGAAACAAUUAUGAAGCACAAUCUGAAAAGAGCGCCUUGGUGACAUCCAUCAUUAAACUCUAUGCUAGGCUGCUAGCUGUGGGAGCAUUAAUUUGGCACGAAGGUGCUUUGACAGCAUCCAUCAGAAAGAUAUUGUUGCCUGGAGUUCAAUUAUUGAAGCAUACACGAUCCAUGGCUAUGGUAUGGAGGCUCUGGAAAUCUGGCAUUGUUCCACAUGAUGCUAGACGAAGGAGGAAGGCCAAAUGGGGUGACUUUCCUGAGCUUGUUGUCAGCAUGUAGUCACUCCGGGCUUGUUAAUGAAGUUCAAGAGUUUUUUGAUUGCAUGACAAGAACGUUUGGCAUCACACCUGAGCUUGGCCAUCACACCUGCAUGGUGGAUGUUCUUGGACGAUCAGGCAACCUAGAUGAUGCUUUGCAAGUUAUCAGUGAUAUGAAUGUUAAGCCAGAUGGGAGAAUUUGGGGUGCUCUCCUUGCUUCAUGCAGGACAUACUCGAACAGUAAGCUUGCUUCUUAUGUGGCUCAGAAACUUAUGAAAUUGGAACCAGGUAAUGUUGGCUACCAUGUGGUGUUCAGCAAUACCCAAGCUAGUAGUGAUCAGUGGGAUGAAGUUGAAAGCAUUAGAAGCUCUAUGGUAGAGAUGGACCUGCAAAAGCUGCCUGCAUGGACUUGUGUUGCUGAGACUGGUAGCCCUUGAUUUGGUGUGAGAUUGAAGUUUCUAUUGAUGGGCCCUGUAGCCAGUGCACUGUUCUUUGGAGCCGAUCACCUCGUGACCGCCGCUGUCAAUGGGGGUUGUUCGUGGCAGGCAGAGUUCAGCUGCUUGCUCGAGGGUCAAAUCGGUCGGAUUGGAUGGGAUGCGAAUAUCUGGCAUUACUGGCCGUGAAGUUCUCAGCUCACAAGCUCUGAAACUGGUUAAUAGAAGGCGGAAACACAAACGGGCUCACUAGAAGGCGCUCAAUGGUUCUUUUGCGCCUGUUCUCAUUCUUAAUCCCAUCUGGAGCUGUAGAACCAUCAGGAUGUGAAGAAACACGAUGAGCAACAGAGUGGGUAUUUCAGCAUCACUCCUAGUAAGUAGAUUUCGGUGUUACAGUAAAAUUUAUGUCGGAUACACUUCAGAGUUGGUUUUUGUAGCCUUCUGUUGACCUGCUAUGAUCCACUUUUUUCUUACCUGUCUGCACAAGAUUUUGAUUACUGGAAAUGCUUUGGCGAUAUUGGUUUUCCUCUAUUUGAUAAGAGACCAUGAUCUUGUGCCUCUAGUUGGUCAUUCUGACUCUAAAGCUAUUUCACCUUUUGGACCAAACAGAGGAUUUUAUUUUAUAUUUCCCCUGCUAUUAUUUUUUAAAAAAACAUUAACAAUAAUAGUAUCACAUAUAUUGUAAUUUAACAUGAUUGAACUAUUAUCUUGUAUUUGUGUUUUUUUAUGUUCUUCACUAAUGAAUUAGUUCACAGUACCAUCAACUUUUGUUUUUGUAUGCUAGGACUGAAGCUGAUGUGUAGCUAUUGCUAGUGCUUUGUGUUCUUAACUAAAAGCAAACAUCAUCAUCGUUGCUAUCUAUAUAAUAACCAGAUAGAAUAAAUGGCUGAGUCCGUGCUCCUUAUCGCACUCGGCAAAAUCACGGCUGCACUGGGUGCAGAUGUUCUGCAGCAAAUUCGGAACCUCUUGCCAACAGAAGUGUCGCUAUUUGGGCAGCUCACUGGGCGCAUGAACCGGAUCAAAAAAGAGUUGUUUGUGAUUCAUGCAUUCCUGUCACAGGCCGACUUGCAGGGUGUUCAGACCAGAACAGUUGAAGCAUGGGUGGAUGCUGUUAGGAAGGUUGCCUUGGAUGUUGAAGACGUAAUUGAUGAGUACGUUCAUCUAUUAGGCCAGCAAAAGUGUGGAUGGUUCACUUCAGUCAAAGGAAAAUUUGGAAGAUCUCAACACCUUUGUUUGUGGCUUCAAAUUGUUGAACGGCUGAAGGAGAUUGAGAGAGACCUUUGGCACAUCUCGGAGAUGAAAGACAGAUGGAUUCAUACCAGUACUGAGCUAUUGGGCAGAGGCAAUUUGGAUGGUGACUAUCAUUGUGCCCUUCCAUAUUCACCUCAGUGUGGUUACUUCAUUAAUUCAGAUGAUAUGAUUGGGUUUGGUAACUACAAAAUGUUGUUGAUCAAUUGGUUAGCACAAAAAGAUUCGAGUACUUCGGUAAUGGUUAUUUUGGGAAUGGGGGGAAUAGGCAAGACCACACUUGCUUCAAAUGUUUAUGAGACUGAAAAGAGUAGGUAUGAUUGUAGUGCCUGGAUAGCUACAUCCCAGGUAUAUAACAUUUGCUCUUUGUUGAGAACGACAAUCAGACAUUGUUUCAAGAACACAAAAGAAAUCCCACCUAAUGUUGACAUAAUGGAUCAACACAGCCUCAUUGUUGAACUUCGAGAAUUCUUAAAAGGACGAAGCUGCUUGGUUGUUAUUGAUGAUGUCUGGGAUCAUGUAUGUAUUGGUACUAUUCUCAAGGCGUUUUCUCACAAUGAGCACAGAAACAAAAUUAUCAUAACCACUAGGGAAAUUCAGAUAGCAAAGUUUGUGGAUCAAAGCUAUAUGAUUCAAAUGGAAAAAUUAGAGGAGAGUGAAGCAUGGGACCUUUUCUGCAGAAAGGCUUUCCUAAAUGAGAAAGAAAAGUCAUGUCCUGAAGAGUUAGUCGGUAUUGCAAAGGAUAUUAUGAAGUGGUGUUGUGGUCUACAAUUAGCCCUAGUUACUAUGGGUGGACUCCUGUCCCUGAGAGAAAAAAACAAUAGCGAAUGGAAACGUGUCUACAACAACUUGCUUUGCAGUUUUGACAAUGAUCCAGGCCUUAAUCAUUUGAAACAUGUGCUCAACCUUAGCUACCGUUAUCUACCAGAAUAUCUCAAAGAUUGCUUUCUGUUCUGCAGCAUAUUCCUAGAGAACAGUAUGAUCAAGCGGAAGCACCUGAUAAGACUUUGGAUUGCAGAAGGCUUUGUGGAGGACAGGGCAGGAACUACGAUGGAAGAGCUAGCGCAUGAUUACUUAUCAGAACUCAUUCGUCGAGGAAUGUUGCAGGUCAUGAAGAGGAACGAGAAUGGCAGGGUGAAGCACUGUCGGAUGCAUUGCAUCGUACGAGAGGUCACAAUCUCGCUAUGCAAAUCGAGGGGUUUCCACAUGAUAUGGGGCAACAAAGAAUCAACAUCUGCAUAUGAGGCACGUCGUUUUGCUAUACAUGGAAUUAAUCAGUCCAGUUCCGAAAUCCUAACUGAUCUACCACAUGUACGCACAUUCCUUUCGUUUGAUGUCACAAUGUCUGACACCUUGCUGUCAAGAAUAGUAUGCAGCUCUAGAUAUUUGACAGUGUUAGAUGUAUCAGGGGCAUUAUUUAUCAAGGAAGUUCCGAAACAAGUUGUAUCUCUCUUCAACCUGCGUUACUUAGGCUUACGUAGGACUAAGGUGAAGAAGCUUCCUAGUUCUUUGGGAAGGCUUGCAAAUCUACAAACACUGGAUCUUCAUCACAGUUGCAUAAGUAGACUGCCCAGUGGAAUAACCAAACUAGAAAAGCUUCGACAUUUGUUUGUCGAGACAGUGAAGGACUCCAGUUUUCAAAGUCUGAAUGCUUGUAGCGGUGUUGGUGCUCCUAGCGGUAUAUGCAAGCUUAAGUCUUUGCAGACAUUGUUCACAAUAGAGGCAAGCAAGUGUUUUGUGCAACAGGCAAACAAACUGGUUCAGCUAAAAAGCUUCCGGAUCACAAAAGUUAGAGGAUCUCAUUGCUCAGUGCUGUCUGAGUCAAUCAAAAGAAUGAAGCAGUUGGUGUACUUAGAUAUCUUAGCUAGUGACGAGGAGGAAAUACUUGACCUGGACAUCAGUCCACCGCCAAGCACCCUUGAGAAGCUUUGCCUGAGGGGAAAACUGAAUGAUUCUAAUCUGCACUCUUUCUUCAAUUCCUUUUGCAACAAUCUCACAUGUCUUUUUCUUGGUUGGAGUAGUCUAAGCAGAGACCCCCUCCCAUUGUUGUCCCAGAUGACAAAUCUUGCAUUCCUCUGGCUCCAACGGGCAUUCGAUGGCCCGCAGUUGAGGUUUGUUCUGGGAUGGUUCCCAAGAUUGAGAAGGCUGCAUCUGAAAGACAUGGACCAUCUUCAUUCUUUGGAGAUUGAAGAAGGUUCAGUGGUCAGUUUGGAGGUGCUGGAGAUGACUGGUCUUAAUGAGUUGAAUGAUAUUCCCGGAGGUAUUUUCUUUCUGAACAAUCUUCAAGAGGUGUACCUCGAUUCAAUGCACAAGGACUUCAUUAACCACCAGAGCGAGGGUGAAAAUGUUGAAGAUUUCCCAAGAUUCAUCUACGGCCACAGCCCCAACUUUUGGAGAGGGGAAGAUGUGGCAUAUUGUCACCAAUACACAUAGAGUUCUUCAUCCAAAUUUCCACAAACUAGUUCAGACAAGAAACAACCGACACCUCUGGCAACUGCAUCUGUGAGAAGGCAAGGGUCAAUCACAGCCUCCCGUCCAUGGCGAUGCUUGUGCCAGCUGCCCCAAGAGUUGCGGGAACCUGAGCAUCCACUACCCAUUUGGCAUCGGAGCAGGCUGUUCUGGCAGCCCGACUUAUCUUACCUGCGACCACUGCUGGAGAUGCAUCGGAGAAAGAGGCAUUAGUGUUGGUUGGUAACCCUUUUUUUAGUCCUGUUGUGUAAUCGGUAUUUUUAGUCCUAAUUAUACAAUGUAGAAUUAAAAACUAUCUUUAAUACCGGUUGGUGUUAUUAACCGGUACUAAAGAUAAUUUUUUAUUUUUUUUACUGAUGGUUGUUUGCUGUACAUAUAUGUAUGUAUGUAUGUACUCCCUUUGUUUCA
Messenger RNA from Oryza sativa Japonica Group (Japanese rice), 5997 nucleotides. Lineage: Eukaryota; Viridiplantae; Streptophyta; Magnoliopsida; Poales; Poaceae. The record is from RefSeq and is a predicted model, not a curated record.